CGAUUGUCUUGCCACCAUCACUGCUUUUGUAGGAACAAGGAUUUUUGCUUCAUUUGGCAAUUCCAGUAUUGUGAACAUGGGUUUUUAUUUGUUCUUGACAUUUUUCUUCAGAAUUGUUUGAUAGAAAUAUGCAUGUGUGUACUUUUUUUGUAACCACUGUGGUUUGUCCCUAGCUCUCUUAACUGAUCAGGAACAAUACAACCCGGCUUGUCAGCCAAACAGGCCGUCACAGCAAACAAGCCUGGCAUGUCCAUGUCGCUUCACUCUAUUGUAUACGUGGAAGGCCUCCUCUGGAUGGGAGGGGAGUGAAAAGCGAGAAAAUGAAAAAUUUUGUUUAAAAGGAAAAGAAAAAGGCUUCUGUGUAAUUUCCUACUGCAGAAAAAUCUGACUGAAAUUCCCCUUUAGUGGUGGGCUUUCCUUGGGGUCCAAGUACUGGAGGUUUCUGUCUUGUGCCUUCUGUCCUGUACGGUUUUCCGCCUGCAGUUCUUGAUGCUUCUGUGUCGAAGCGUGCGUCAAACUCUGCUGCAGCAAGAGCCCCUGAACUUUCCAGCUUCUGCAGCCUGGUCUCCUCUGCUUCCCCACGCUGCUGAGCUGUGACCUUCGUGGCCUGUGCUGUAUUUAACUUCAGGGAGCUGCUUGAUUGCAGACACCAGGAGCAAGAUUGCUUUCCUUGGAAAAACUCGUCUCUGCAUUUUCAGACAAUGGAAGUUCUCAAAAUGGCUUUUGUAAGGCAUAAGGCAGGUAUGGCAGCUUACAUAUACACAGGCCUCUCAGCAGCCCAGGUCUAUGCCUCCUCCUAAAAUAGGAGUUGGUGUUUAUCAGUGGGGGAAAUCAUCUUGUUUACAUGGGAGCGCUGGAAUAUUAUUUUUGGUCUCAAACCUGGUUUGUGGGAAUUCUUGCUUAUUUCUUUAGGGCUGAUAACAUGCCUCUCACUGUUAAUUAUCAUGUAAACUCACAGCAGUGCGAAAAGGGUUUGUGUGCACCUAACGGUGACAGUGUGCUUUGAGUGAGGUUUUUUCUGCCUUCUAGACUAAGCCCGAAGCAGGUUUUGCAUGGAAGGAGACAGCAGUGUGCCCAGGGAAGGCAGCUCCCUGGUGCUGGGUGCUGCAGGAGGUGCUGGUGUCCGCAGCUGCUGGUGCAAUUUGCAUGUUUUGAGAGCUUGCUCUGCUGUCACCAAGGAUGUCUUCCUGGCGUAUGGUUUGUGCUGGCUGUGGGCAGCGCAGUCUUCGAUGCGAUGUUUAAUGGUGGAAUGGCCACAACUUCUACAGAGAUUGAGCUGCCUGAUGUGGAGCCUGCUGCCUUCCUAGCUCUGCUGAAAUUUCUUUAUUCAGACGAAGUUCAGAUUGGACCAGAGACUGUUAUGACAACACUUUACACAGCUAAAAAAUAUGCAGUUCCAGCCCUUGAAGCUCAUUGUGUGGAGUUUCUUAAAAAAAACCUCCGAGCAGACAAUGCAUUCAUGCUGUUAACACAGGCAAGACUUUUUGAUGAACCUCAGCUGGCCAGCCUUUGCCUAGAGAACAUAGACAAGAACACAUCAGAUGCCAUCAACGCGGAGGGGUUUACAGACAUUGAUCUUGACACCCUGGUUGCGGUGCUGGAGAGGGAUACCCUGGGGAUCCGGGAGGUUCGUUUGUUUAAUGCAGUGGUUCGCUGGUCGGAGGCUGAGUGUCAACGGCAGCAACUUCAGGUGAUUCCAGAGAACAAGCGGAAAGUACUGGGCAAAGCGCUUUCUCUUAUCCGCUUCCCAUUGAUGACUAUUGAGGAGUUUGCAGCAGGGCCUGCCCAGUCGGGAAUCCUCACGGACCGGGAAGUGGUGAGCCUGUUCCUCCACUUCACAGUGAACCCAAAGCCACGGGUGGAGUUCAUCGACAGACCACGCUGCUGCCUGCGGGGGAAGGAAUGCAGCAUCAGCCGUUUCCAGCAGGUGGAGAGCCGCUGGGGGUACAGUGGGACUAGUGACAGGAUAAGGUUCUCAGUAAACAAAAGGAUAUUUGUAGUUGGGUUUGGAUUAUACGGAUCCAUACAUGGGCCAACGGAUUACCAAGUAAAUAUACAGAUCAUCCACACAGACAGUAACACAGUCCUGGGGCAGAAUGACACGGGGUUCAGCUGUGACGGAUCAUCAAACACAUUCCGGGUCAUGUUCAAGGAGCCUGUUGAAAUUUUACCCAACGUCAACUAUACAGCAUGUGCUACUCUAAAGGGUCCAGAUUCCCACUAUGGAACCAAAGGACUGCGCAAAGUGAUCCAUGAAUCACCAACAACAGGAGCCAAAACCUGCUUUACGUUCUGUUACGCGGCUGGGAAUAACAACGGCACUUCUGUGGAGGAUGGACAAAUCCCAGAGAUCAUCUUCUACACAUAGUGCAGCUGCGGAGCUGGCUCUGGACUCUUCCGUUCUCUUCCCCGUGACCUUCCAAACUAAAUUUCUGGCUGAGUUUGACCACACCUAUUGGAGCCACACUAGCCAAAGGUCUCAGUAAAAUCAUUUCAAAGCUCAUGUUUUGCCUUGUGCUAGUGAUUCUGCUGCUAUCACGUACCAGACUAACUGGUAUACCAGUAUCAUUGUAGGUUGUCUGUGGCUAGUCAUUUUUCACUUUACUGAUUAAUCCUAUCUAACAACAUGCGUUUUUUUGACUGUAAUGAAUGUAGAUGCUUUUCCACCAGUCAGAAGCAUGGAAACGAGUGGCUCUGGUUGUGGUUAUACUUGCUGUGAGGAGAGAAUCCUGCAAAAAGACACGGUCAAGGGCUGUGUGGCCCAUCCUCUUCUGCUCUAGCUCAGCAGUCGAGGCGAGACGGUUUGCCAUGCCUGCCCGGCAGCGCCGCUGCAAUGGCAGGGCUUGGCCAGCCCGUGCCUGGCACCUUCCUUCCCGCCAGCCACGGCACGUGCGGCCGCCUUCAAAAAGUUACAGAAAGUGGCCUUUUCCCUGAGGCUUCACUGUUUCAGCACUACAUGGUCUUGAGGGAGACCUCAAAACUAGAGCGCCUCUGGAGAGACUGCGGCGUUUUCAUGCUAUUCUCACUAGUUUGUGACAAUCCUUUACCUUGGGCAGUUGGUGACAGUGAACCGACCUCCCCUGCGGACGGCCCGUGGCCCUGCGGAGUCGGGAAGGGGCAGUGGCUCUGGCCGGGCAGGCUCUUUCCUCCCCUGCCUGCAGUGUGCUGUGCUGGGGCCUGGUGAUGCUUCUUUCAAACUCUGUAGUGUGUUUCAAACGAUGGGUGUUCCUCAGAUAACCCCCGUGCAGCGUUCAGCAGCUGGGUACCUGUACUAGGCGUUACUGUGCUAAUCAAGUCCUUUGCAGAUAGUGCUGGGGUUUGUCAGCUGAAGCAAGCAAGGGAACUUGCCUCACCUGGCCCCCCGUUCCUGUGUAUUGCUGCUGUUUUCAUGCACGUUUCAAUGCAUUUUUCUCUCUGUUUGUUUCUGUGCAUUGCUAACCCAGCCCUGGGCCACUUCAGAGCCUUCUGCCCUGAUGCGAAAUAGGAAGAGAGGCUUGAUAUGCAACUGCCUGUUACCUAAUAACACAGCAGAUGGAUGAGGAUUUAUGAAACAGUUUAGGAAAACAUCAAAGAUUCUCUGUUUGCCUGUAUAUGUUUGCACAGUCUGCCUGUUUGGACAGGCGCAGGAGGAAGAUGCGGUAUUUACAAAUAUCACUUGUCUUUGGGCCAUUGGGCUCAAUAAUCUUGAAGACGCCCCCUUCUUACCUGUUCGGGGCCGAUUGCUUUUCCCCAUAAGCAGGUCCGACUGUGGCUGGGCAGUGAAGGCGCUGUCCUGCCGGGGAGGAGGUGGGUGGCUCGUGCUUGUGGUUGCCUGACCAGCUUCACAGCCGCUGCCCACUGGUGAAGACUACGAGACUAUUUCUUCCCCCUGCUCUGCAGAGGAAGCUGUAAUUAAAACCCUGCUUGGCAGCGUGGCCAGAGCCUUCCAAAGUCUGCACGGGACUUGCUGGCAGGGGUGGUGCUGCCUCAAAGCUGAGGUUGCCCUUUGCAAAACUCCCCCUCUGCUCCAGGCACAUGAAGCUGUUGUAACUCACCGGGCAGCAGUUGCCACCAUACUUAGCUGCUAGAAGUUGAAACCUAGUCGUCCUUCGCCGGUGCGGAUGGCUCGGUGCCUGCUCACUUGCUGGGGAAAUGACAUCUCCUCCUCUUGCUCCCUGCGGUCGGGCUCUGCCCUCGGUCCGUGGCUGGCCGGGUAUCUCCUCAUCAGCAGCGCAGCAGUAAUACUGUCAGGAACGCCCUGCACCUCCUAACCAGUAGCUAUUAGAGAUGUCAAUAGUGUGUUACGUUCUCUAGGAAGACGUUGUAAGAUGUGUAUAUUGUAAGCCUGCUUCAAGGUAGGAUGUUUUUAAUAUGGCCAGUACUAAAAAAAAAAAAAAAAAAAAAAAA
Molecule: messenger RNA, 4386 nt
Organism: Haliaeetus leucocephalus (bald eagle)
Lineage: Eukaryota; Metazoa; Chordata; Aves; Accipitriformes; Accipitridae
Gene: BTBD2
Product: BTB (POZ) domain containing 2
Exons: 9
Coding region: 1235-2368 (377 amino acids)
Biological process (GO): neurogenesis
Cellular component (GO): P-body; cytosol
Molecular function (GO): protein binding
Source: RefSeq, a predicted model, not a curated record